AUGUACACUGUACUAGACCCCACUAAACGCGAAGUCCGCCUCCUCAGGCUGCUCGCCGGUAACAAGGCGGACGGUAUCAUCUGUAAACUCCACACGACAUCCUUGGACAGCCCCGAUGGCUAUGAAGCUCUUUCAUAUGUAUGGGGUGACUCGAGCGACACACGCACCAUUACAGUUCAACAGACGGUCAAAAAUGUCACCGUGAACCUCGAGGCGGCGCUGCGCCAUCUUCGAUAUCCUGACCGAGCACGCAUGCUCUGGGUGGACGUUCUCUGCAUCGAUCAGGAGAAUGUCCAGGAGCGUAAUCAGCAAGUCCGAUGGAUGAGUGACAUUUACUCAAGCGCAACCCAAGUCGUGGUAUGGCUCGGUCCAGCGACGUCGGUGGGAUUCAAAGCUAUGGCUAUUAUCGAAAAAUAUGCCGCCGACAGCGAGUUGCACUGGCCAGAUCUAAAGCACGAUCUCGUUCAGUUGUUUCAGAUGUAUCAUUUUCUCCACAACGAAUGGUGGUCGCGCGUUUGGACGGUCCAAGAGGCUGUUCUUGCAAGACAAGUGACAUACCAGUACGGCCCGCGGCUGCUAUCGGAGUCCGAUCUGCUCAAAGCAGCAGCAAGCUACAGGAAUCACGUAUUUGUAAGACGUUGCUGCUAUUCCGCCCUCGAAAGAAACAAAUCACUCAUUACUACCACCGCCAACAUCACUGUUGGAAUGGAAACGCUGCUGGACUUGGCCAGUAUUCGAGCCAACCUGCAGAAAGAGAAAUUGCGGUUCGACGAGGUGAUUGCGAAAUUUCGUACGAGAAGAGCAACAGACCCCCGCGACAAAGUCUUUGGGUGGUUAGGCAUAUCGCGAGGCGUCAGAACGGCUUCGAUCGACUACGCCCUCACUGCUGCUCAAGUCUUCGAGGCGACGACGCGGGAGAUUAUGAGCUACUGCAAGAACCUGGAUAUUCUCAGCCACUGCGCAAAUCAAGCUUAUCGGGAGACAACAACUGCCGGGCUUCCUUCUUGGGUUCCAGAUUGGGGGGCCGAAUACCACCCAAACGACGGCCUGUCUGGUGAUUUCUAUCUGACCACCCAUCGUCUUGCUUUUCUAGACGUCUACAAUGCCUGCGGGAAGCUUACUUAUACACCCUGUUCCAACUUCGAAGAGAACAUUCUCUGCUUACAAGGGGUGCUUUGCGCUAGGAUUGAGAAAGCCGGGCGCUUGGAAAGAAUUCUCAUGGCUGAAACGGGCCCCGAGUACCUCUUUGAGUGGUGGGAGAUGCUGAACGUCGACGGGAACCCCAACCGGCCAUACCGCGGAGGGGGUACCAUUUCAGACGCAUUUUGGCGUUCAUGA
Molecule: messenger RNA, 1338 nt
Organism: Colletotrichum aenigma
Lineage: Eukaryota; Fungi; Ascomycota; Sordariomycetes; Glomerellales; Glomerellaceae
Product: Heterokaryon incompatibility protein 6, OR allele
Exons: 1
Coding region: 1-1338 (445 amino acids)
Source: RefSeq, a predicted model, not a curated record